AAUUCAUUAAAGCAACACAUUCUAUAAAUAUUUCUUAUCUCUUUCACAGGCUUUCAGUUCAACGGGAAGGGAGCUAGGCUUGACUCCACUUGCUCGAGAACAUGACAUAGUUCUAUCUAGUAUUGCAGCCCUUUGUGCCACUCCUAUGCUACCUAGCAAUCUCAUGUGGAGUGGUGUUUUAGAAAUUUGGAACGAGGUUGAAGACAGUGGUUGGGGAAAUGAACUGCGUCCAUUAUUUGAGCAUUAUGAGCGUUACUGGCUACCGCGGAAAGAUGAGCUGUGUGUGUACAAUCUUGAAGAACGCACUAACAACAAGUCUGAAUCAGACAACCAUGCACUGGCCUCUGUUAUCCCUCAAAACAGACCCAAUAUUUGGCAUCUUAUCGGUGGAUUUGUUCAACUGGAAUAUCUUGCGUACUGCGACAAAGUUGCCACUGAUUCCCUCCGAGCUGUGUCUGGUUCUAGGAAAUGGAAAUCUGUUUGGAAUGACGACAUUGUUCAAAGAGCUGUCCAACGAUUGCAAAGAGGUGAAAUCACUCUUGCUCACUUCCUGCACAGUACAUCUUAUGCAGUUCUGGCUGGCAUCAAGCACGGCCUUCGACUUGGCCGGCAACAGAACAAUGCAGAUGGUGAAGAUGAUAUUGAAGGUGGUGGUGAUGAAAGCGAUGAAAGCAGUAGUGAAAGUGAUGAAGAUUGAAAUGAUGUUACUUUACUCAGAUCCCUAGUACAUUCUCUAGUGUCUUCAUCAAUGUCUGUUACUUAAGUUAAAUGUGUAAAGGAUUAAGAUUAUUGUAUCUCUAUUGAAUUUUGUAUAUUACUUGAAGAGUGGUGUUUUGUUGAAUAGUGAGGAGGACCAAAGAGUAUUGAAUUGUUCAUUUGUUUGAAAAUACUUAUUUGAAUGAAGUUAUGAUGUGGUAAAAAUGUACAA
Messenger RNA from Frankliniella occidentalis (western flower thrips), 928 nucleotides. RefSeq lists its product as uncharacterized. The transcript has 2 exons. The coding region runs from base 146 to 697 and encodes 183 amino acids. Lineage: Eukaryota; Metazoa; Arthropoda; Insecta; Thysanoptera; Thripidae. The record is from RefSeq and is a predicted model, not a curated record.